AUGAUGUCCUCUCGCGUCGCCCGCUCCGGCCUCCGUGCUGCCCAACAGUUCUCCGCGCCUCGCUUGGCCUUCAACGGCCUGCGCUCCUAUGCCACCCCGGCCGCCCAGGAAGUCCGCCCCCCAGUCGCUCUUUUCGGUGUUGACGGCACCUACGCCUCUGCUCUGUUCACUGCUUCUUCCAAGUCUGCUUCUCUCGACUCCACCGCCAAGGCCAUUGCCAACCUCAACCAGACCUUGAAGGCCGACAAGAAGCUCACCUCCAUCCUCGGCACCCCGACCCUUUCCAACUCCGACAAGAAGCAGAUCAUUGAGGAGCUCCAGAAGAUUGCCGGUGCCGACAAGGCCGAUAUCCUCAAGAACUUCCUCGACACUCUGGCCCAGAACAACCGCCUUGGCUCCCUCGAGGGUGUUUGCGACAAGUUCGCUACCCUGAUGGGUGCUUACCGUGGUGAGAUCGAAUUGAACAUCACCAGCGCUCAGGAACUCGACACCAAGACCAUCAACCGUCUCGAGAAGGCCGUCUCCAAGUCCGAGCUGAGCCAGGGCAAGAAGCUCAAGGUUGUCACCAAGGUUAACCCCGACCUUGUUGGUGGACUCGUUGUCGAGAUUGGUGACCGCACCGUCGACCUCAGCGUUUCUUCCAAGAUCGCCAAGUUGAACAAGGCUUUGACCGAUGCUUUGUAA
This is a messenger RNA of Penicillium taxi, 684 nucleotides long. RefSeq names its product F1F0 ATP synthase subunit 5. Gene Ontology annotation, cellular component: membrane. Lineage: Eukaryota; Fungi; Ascomycota; Eurotiomycetes; Eurotiales; Aspergillaceae. Gene Ontology annotation, biological process: proton motive force-driven mitochondrial ATP synthesis. Gene Ontology annotation, molecular function: proton-transporting ATP synthase activity, rotational mechanism. The record is from RefSeq and is a predicted model, not a curated record. The transcript has 3 exons. The coding region runs from base 1 to 684 and encodes 227 amino acids.